Haemonchus placei is the source of this 909-nucleotide messenger RNA. NCBI's taxonomy places the organism in Eukaryota, Metazoa, Nematoda, Chromadorea, Rhabditida, Trichostrongylidae. The record is from the annotation of a GenBank genome assembly.
AUGCCAAGGCUCGAAAUACAAGACCCAUUCUCGUCCGAAAUUGUUAUAUGGGACAAUCCACAACUAGACACGUCGCCAGUGUUGAACGAAUGCAAGAUUAAGAAAUGCCCCGACCGCCUAAUGGAACAUAUCCAAAUGCCAUUCACAUGCAGCUAUCAGUUGCCCAUACCUGAAGGAUGCCUGAACGUGUAUGGGGAUUUUGAUUUGACAAACUUCCAUGAAUCAUUUGAUCAAGUCGAAUCUAUUAUCGGUACAAUGACGCUGAGCUCAAGCAACUUGACAUCGUUUCCAAAGCUGAAAAAUCUUCGUGCAAUACGACAACGGAAUGACGGUCCUGUUAUCAUAAUAGAGAAUAAUCCCGAACUUCGUGACGUGAAAGCGUUAUAUUCUCUGGACGUGUACACUAGAAAUGCUGACAAUGCGGUUCAUGUGGCAAACAAUACAAACCUCUGCAUCAACUUCACAGACUUGGACCAGAAAUUUCCUUUGCAUUAUCUGGGAUAUGUUGAUCGAUGUAUGAUCAUGACCUCUUUUGUCCUGUUUGUCAACAGCAUUCACACUGAUGAAGAAACUGUGGAACAUACGAUCGACUACCGAGUUGAUUACUCCGUCGAAGAACCUCCUUUAGACGCAGUCCCAUCAUCGGAGACUGGCGAUAGUGAACAAAUCGCUGAGUUUGAACCAGCUGAAUCUGCAGACGAAUCCGAAUGGCACUCAAACUUGAUCGAAGAUCCUGAUUCAAGAGAACUUUCACCCGGGACUACUGACCAUGAUGAAACAGCUGAGUUUGAACCAACUAAACCUGCAAACAAAUUCAUUGAAUACCAAUUUACAGAUGGUAGUAGAAUAGCCCCAUGUUUACUGUCAAUAUGUAUAUUAGCGAUUAGUUUUAUGAUAAACUUUAUUUAA